AUGGCGAAUGAGCGCACAUAUGAGGUGGUAUGUGCAUUAAAUAGGUUGAAAGGGUUGCUCGUCAAGGAAGAAAUUCUUCCUAAGGUAAUUGUUACUGACAAGGACAAUGUUUUAAUGAAAGUCGUGGAAGACGUCUUCCCCGUAGCUCGCCAUUUGUUGUGCCAAUUUCACGUUUCAAAGAGUGUGACCGAGAAGUUGAAGACACUUGUUCAGUCGGUAGAAAGAUGUGAAUUUAUUACUAAUAUCUGGAAUCGGUUGAUGCGUGCUACAACUGAGGCUGAAGUUGAAGGUGCGCAUUCAAAGUUGAAGAAGAUUCUUUCAGAUAGCAAAGGUGACUUGGUUACAACUUGGACUGCUAUCAACAAGCUUCUUAUCAUGCAGCAUGACAAGAUAAAAGAAUCCUACCAGCUCACCGUUUUUGUCACCGAGCAUACUCUCAAUGACGUGUUUUAUAAGCAUUUGCGAGGCUUUGUUUCUAGAGCAGCAUUGCACAUGAUUGUUAGAGAGAGGAAACGAAUCGGUAAGAUUCGUGUUAUGAAGUUAACUUCUGUCCCAUUACUUGCGGUACAUCCUCGUUGGAGGAAAUUGAAUUGGGAUUGUUCAGACCCUGCCAUUAAUCCUGAGUUGGGAGUCAGUUUUGAGUCUGAACUUGAAACUUUAAGAGUUAAAUUUGACGGAGCUUCUGCGGCAGUGAGGAAGUCCAUGAUUGAUAGCAUUAGAAUGGUUUCUUUCCCGGAAAGGACUUCCAUGUGUCCUCCAAAGAAGGCCACACCUAAAGGUAGACAAAAAGGCUAUUCGAAAAAGGAAACAAAGAAGGCAGCAAAGGGUAUCAAAUUACCUAGUAUGGGCUCUACGAAACGUCAUCCAUCUCGUUGGGAGCAUAUUGAUGCCUUGUAUCCGGGCUCUUUGGAAGAUAGCAACUCCACACCAAAUAUUGCCAUUUCUCCCAAACGAGUAAAGAAUCUAAGCCUCCACCGGGGCAUGUUGAGACAAAUCCCCGAAGAGUUUCGUCCAUUCAUUGAUUCCUUGGUUCAUGUAAAGGGAGACAAACAUUGCAGAUUUAGAUGUGUUGCAGCAUUGUUGGAUAUGGUAGAAGACAAAUGGCCGAUUGUUCGUAGGACUUUGAUCCAGGAGCUUGACACUGAGUUUGGCAUGUAUUGUUCCAUAUUUGGGAUAGCUGAGACAAAUGAGAUACGUUCUACUUUACAUGUGACUUCAGGUGGGUUUGUAGGAGAAGAUAAGUGGAUGACCGUUCCUAAUAUGGAAUACAUUAUAUCCAUAGCUUAUAAAGUGGUGUUCAUGACCCUUGGUGUUAGUGGAUGUAACACUUUCUUUUCGUUGAGAGGAAGUCCUGACCCACUGGCACUCCACAAACGCAUGACAGUUGCAUUUGUUAACAAAAAUCACUUUAUAGGGGUUGUUCUUCGUGAUGGGCACCCAAUGCCGCUCACUGCUCACAUGUGGGCAUAUAAGCGCAGGGACGAGGCCAAGGAAUGGGUUGAACCCUAUUCUGAUCGAAUUGAAGCUUAUAGUGCAUAUUUUACCGCUAAGCAUGGUGGUGGUGAUCAAUCUGUAAUAGACCAUACUGAGGAUUAA
Molecule: messenger RNA, 1596 nt
Organism: Lotus japonicus
Lineage: Eukaryota; Viridiplantae; Streptophyta; Magnoliopsida; Fabales; Fabaceae
Exons: 4
Coding region: 1-1596 (531 amino acids)
Source: RefSeq, a predicted model, not a curated record